AUGGCCCCCAAAACCCAGCAGUUCAAGGCUAAGAUCCUCUUCUUGCACGGAUUCACUCAGACCGCGUCCACCUUCUACUCCAAGACCUCUGCAUUGCGCAAACGGUUGCACAAGCUCGAGUACAAGACGGUAUAUCUCAAUGGGCCCUAUCUAGUGGAACCUACGUCGAUCGGAAGCGAUUUGGCCCUGUUUGACUCAGCAGGCCUUACCAAUAGGGGCUGGUGGUUAAAGCCAAAAGCAGAUGAGGGCUUUGGCUUGGAAACCAGCAUCGAAACCCUCAGAAACUACAUUGAAAAGGGUGAAAUGAUCUCGGAUGAGGACAAUUCCGUGGUGACUAUCGAGCUGGAAGAAGACAGAAGCUUGCCCAUUGUUGGCUUGGUAGGCUUCUCCCAGGGUGCAGCCUUUGCGGGAGUGCUUGCCCACAAUUUCGACAAGAUCUUCAACAUAGCACCUUUGAAGUUUUUGGUAUUGUACGGAGGUUUCAAGAUUGACAUGAAAAUUAAGGGCAACGACAGAUUCCAGAGCUACUUCCCAGAUCCAGAAGUCCCCGACAAGCACUUCAAGUACUUACACGUGUAUGGAGAAUUGGAUACGGUUGUGGGCGAGGACAGAGCCUUAACGUUGUACGACAUCACCAAAGGCAACUCCGACUUGUUGAAGCACCCAGGAGGACAUUUCGUUCCCAACUCCAGGCUUCUUGUUGACCAAGUAACCAACUGGAUCCAAGUGGCUACUGCAGAAACUCACGAGCAAAAGGAGAAGAAGGAGGAGAGCUUGGACGAUUUGAUGGACAUGAUGGACAACUUAGGAAAGGCCUGA
Suhomyces tanzawaensis NRRL Y-17324 is the source of this 819-nucleotide messenger RNA. RefSeq names its product putative serine hydrolase. Gene Ontology annotation, cellular component: cytoplasm; nucleus. Bases 1 to 819 code for a protein of 272 amino acids. The transcript has a single exon. NCBI's taxonomy places the organism in Eukaryota, Fungi, Ascomycota, Pichiomycetes, Serinales, Debaryomycetaceae. The record is from RefSeq and is a predicted model, not a curated record.